Messenger RNA from Brassicogethes aeneus, 2303 nucleotides. Lineage: Eukaryota; Metazoa; Arthropoda; Insecta; Coleoptera; Nitidulidae. The record is from the annotation of a GenBank genome assembly.
GUUUAAGAAAAACCUCACCUAUAUGCUUGUAAGCAACCUAAAAAAGCAUAAAUUUAAUAUAUUUUUUUCUAAUUUCAGGACUAAAAACAAUUAUCAACGCACUGCUCCAUUCGUUCAAGCAAUUGGCCGAGGUCAUGACCUUGACUAUAUUUUGCCUUAUGGUGUUUGCACUUUUCGCUCUUCAGGUGUACAAGGGCGAGCUAAGAAACAAAUGCGUCCUCAAGAUGGACGACACCAACGCCACCUACGAAGUUUGGUACAACUGGACGACGGACGAGUCGAACUGGCUAAGGAAAGAGGAAACGGGCGACCCGAUGCUAUGCGGUAACGUGACGGGCUCGCGGCACUGCCCGUGGAAUUACACGUGUCUUUGCGUGGGCGAAAAUCCGAACCACGGUUACACAAGCUUCGACAAUUUCCUUUGGUCCAUGCUGACCACCUUCCAGCUAAUCACACUGGACUACUGGGAAAACGUCUAUAACAUGGUGUUGUCGUCCUGCGGUCCAAUAAGCGUAUCCUUUUUUACCGUCGUAGUGUUUUUUGGUUCCUUUUACCUAAUUAAUUUGAUGCUGGCUGUGGUGGCUCUUGCUUACGAGGAAGAGGCCGAAAUAACGCAGGAGGAACGUAAAAAAGAACUGGUCGACCAUCGCGAAGACUCCACGUUCAGUUUCGAUCCUUCAAGUUUGAAUGUGAGGAAAUUAUCGAAACAAAAAAUUAAAAAGAUCGACGCCCGAAAAGGCGUUCUUCUGUCUUCGUACACAAGAAAAAAAACGAGACGAAGAAAACGAAAUAGGAGCACAACAAUCCAAACGAAAUCUGGAGGAACAUCUGAAAAUUCCAAAGAAGACGGGAAAGACAGUAACAGGUCUUCACCGAAACAACAAAGGUCUGUAACGCCCAGUCCAAGCCCAAGUCCUCGUCAAAGUCGGUGUUCCACAAGGCCCCAAGCUCUACCUCUUCCUCUACCACCUCCCAAACAUGUCCAGCUGUCAGAUCCCAGAUGCCUUGACAGUCUGCAUCCUUCCAACACAUUGGCUCCCAAUAGAGUUGGGUUUCACAGUAGACAGGCUAGUAGUAAUAGCGGGGAAGGAAACAAUAGAGAAUCGUCGUUGGACGACUCGGGGGUCGUGGAUGACCAUGAGCCUGAGGGUGAUGCCACCUCUGAAGAUGCAGGGGCUCACGUGUUACCAACUGUAAGGAGGAUUGAGGUGACUCCAGUAACAGUAGCAGUGAGUCCAAAAGAAAUAAAAGUAAUAAAAUGCAACGGUGUGGGGAGUAACAACAAGAAAAAACACGUGUACACACUACCACCGGAUUAUUUAUCUCACAUUGUUGUUAUAAAUGAUCAAAUUCCAGACAGAAAUUGCAACGGUUGCGAACGAUGCUGUAUGGACUAUGAAGGAUGGCUCCAAUUCCAACAAGUUCUGUAUAGAAUUGUGAAGGAUCCACUUUUUGAGUUGGCCAUCACUGUUUGUAUUGUGUUAAACACAAUGUUUUUAGCCAUGGAACAUCAUGGUAUGAGCGAAUCGAUAUUGAGGGCUCUAGAUAUAGGCAAUAAGGUUUUUACUUCCAUUUUUACGUUUGAGUGUUGUUUAAAGAUUAUGGCGUUGAGUAAAGAUUUUUUCCACUGCGGUUGGAAUAUUUUUGAUUUAAUUAUUGUCUCUGCAAGUUUACUGGAUCUUAUAUUUGAACUUGUUGAUGGUUUGUCGGUUUUAAGAGGUCUAAGAUUGGUCCUUUUGAGCAUCAUAAUAAGUACCAUAGGAGCCUUAGGAAAUUUGACGUUUGUUUUGGUUAUAGUAAUUUACAUUUUUGCCGUCAUCGGCAUGCAAUUGUUCGCGAAAGAUUACACGGAUCAAAAGUUUUUUCCUGAUCCCGUACCUCGAUGGAACUUCACCGAUUUUUUUCAUUCUUUUAUGAUGAUUUUUCGAAUUUUGUGCGGCGAAUGGAUUGAACCUCUUUGGGAUUGUAUGAGGGCAGAGCAACAUGAGAGUCCUGGUAUCUGCCUGGCAGUCUUUCUUCCAACAUUAGUAAUGGGUAAUUUUAUGGUUCUGAACCUUUUCUUGGCCUUGUUGCUUAACAGCUUUAAUUCAGAGGAACUAAAACACAGAAAAGAGGAAGUGGGUGACGAAUCCAAGUUAGCGCAAAGUUUUCAAAGAAUUCGCGAUUUGGUACGAUCAAGACGACAAGCUGAACGUCAAAAUGAAAACAAUUCAAGGUUGGAACAAAUUGUGAGGGAGGUUAUGCAAAGACAUGCAGAAGAGGAAGCAUUCAAAGUUGGUGAGUAUUAUUUUUUCGGAAAAUAA